UUUAACACUUUCACUUUUAACCCUAAAUAGAAGAACAAAAAGCCAGAGGCAUCGAGCAUGGAGAAGAAGCAGAAAAGCAUUGACAACCUCCCUCAUGACCUGAUUCACAGAAUCUUCCUCAGAGUUCCGGCUAAACAUCUCGCUCCCCUCAGAUGCGUUUCGAAGCUCUGGUACUCUCUAAUUUCCGAUCCACAAUUUGCGGAAUUGCAUUUUCAGUACUCUCCCGCAGCCACCGACGUAUUCAUCUUCAUAAAAGGCCGCACUGUCGCUUUCUUAGAACCACUAUUUAGUGACAACAAUGAUGCAUCGUUACAAGUAAAAAAGGUGUGGUCCCCUUUCAAGAAGGAACAAUCAGCUUCUGAUUUUGAGGUCCUGGGCUCGUGCAAAAGCUUUGUUCUCUUACAUCGAAACCCACAUUUUUUUGUAGUAUGGAACCCACUUACUGGAUCCAGCAAAAGAAUAUCCUACUCUUGUAUUGUUUCUCGUUGUAAGCACAAGGACAUUAGGCUUCCCUGCAAGUUCCAUCUCUAUGGACUUGGUUAUGAUGCUUCACAGGAUGACUACUUACUUGUUGUAGCUUGGCAGGAUAAGGAUGACCAUUAUCACUUGGAUUACUUUUCCUUGAGAACCAAUUCAUGGAUUAAUCUUGAUGCUGCACUCUUCAAACUCUUGGGUGUUUUUGACUGCAAUUCUUGUGGGGUGUUCUUGAAUGGUGCUAUUCAUUGGGUGCCUUACCCUCUUACAGCUUACAGGGAUGCUAUUAUUAUCUUUGAUAUGAAGGAGAGGACUUUCUCAAGGAUAUCUGGGCCGGAAAAACUUGUAAUGAGUUCAUGCUCCUAUUCAAGUCUUGCCCUACUAGGAGGCUGCCUGGCCUUGUAUUAUAAUGAUAGCUAUAACACUCACAUAUGGGUGAUGAAAGAAUAUAAAGUGCACUCAUCUUGGACUCUCUAUAAGAUAAGCACAUUCGGUCAGCCAUUGUGCCUAUCCAGUAAUGGUGAUAUUAUUGGAAGAUAUUAUGAUGAAAGAGGCAAUGGCAGAGGAAGAGGGUACUUCAAAUACAAUGUCAGAAGAUACCUGCCCAAGCAUUUUGAAAGUUUUAUUUGUCCGCUUCCAACCAGUACCGUUACUGUGUAUACAGAGAGUCUCUUGCCACUCCCUACUGACAAUAAGGAUAAGGAUAAUCGGCUAUCAGAAUCAGAAUGAUGUCAAACACUGAAAGAGAAUUAGGACAGAAUGACUGCACAGCAGAGACACUUAAUUCUGUUGCAAAUAAAGUGUAGGAUUGACAAAUUGAGCUGAAAGAAGCUUCUAGAGAAUUUGAUUUUAUUUUGGCUUUGCUUUAAUGUAUGAUUUCCCUUCCAACUAUGAAUGUGAAAAACUGGAACAUUUGAAUGUGCAAAUAUAGCUUCCGCUAGUUGAAUCCAAUCUGCUAUUACUUUGAGAUUAAUGUGAAAGUACUGAGCAAGAUGCAUUAUGCAUCGUGUUGCAUU
Messenger RNA from Arachis ipaensis, 1490 nucleotides. Its product is annotated as F-box protein CPR1. Lineage: Eukaryota; Viridiplantae; Streptophyta; Magnoliopsida; Fabales; Fabaceae. Gene Ontology annotation, molecular function: protein binding. The record is from RefSeq and is a predicted model, not a curated record.